UCAUAAAUAAUAAAUGUCUCUCGAUCGAUGUGAUGCAAGCAAAGUUUCCUACGUGGAUUACGCUAGCGGAUGGAAUCAAAAAAUUAUGAAGUUCAUGGGGAUUUGGCCGGAGGAAAGAGGAUUCACUCAUGUGUCCAGCUACAAAGUAUUAUUCCCAAUCGGUUUUAUGUUUCUCUUUAUUACCGUACCACAAACAACGAAUCUCUACUUUAUUUGGGGUGAUUUCGAAUUGGUCGUCGAGAAUUUAUCGGUGGGAAACAUGACUACGACAAUUGCUAUAUUGAAGACAGCUACCUUUUGGUCCAACAGAAGAACUAUGAAAGUACUUCUAUCGCACAUGGAAAGCGAUCGAAAAGAAGCUGAAGCCGAGGAGAACAUAAAGAAAAUGAUGAGCAUCGGUGUUAUCAGCAGGAAGAUAAUAGCUGGAAGUAUCAUAAUGUGUAACUUUGUUGCCUUAACUUUUGUGACAUUUAAAACCCUUUUGUUACCAUAUACCGGACGGGUUUUGUAUUAUCGUGCUUAUUUCCCAUAUGACACUCGAAUCUUUCCGAAUUUCGAAAUAACACUGAUUGGCCAAAUUGCAGCCGCAAUUUAUGUAGCGAACAGUUACACAGCUGUUGACACUUUCAUGGCAAUGUUGAUGUUACACGUGUGCGGACAAUUUUCGAAUCUCCGUAAAAAAUUGACGAAGUUGUGUUCGGAAAGUAACAGAAAUUUUCAAAUCGAUCUAAGAAGAAUUGUACGAAAGUAUGAUAUGCUUAACAGGUAUGCUGAAACGAUCGAGGACAGAUUCAACGGCAUGUUGCUUAUCCAAAUGCUUAGUUGUACAGUGCAACUGUGCGUUCAAUCCUAUCAAGCAAUUUCGGCCCUUGUGGAUGACGAUCAAGGUCUCUUGAUAGUCCGACUAUUCUUUUUUGCUAUAUACACAACGUACGUCAUGCUACAUAUCUAUCUAUAUUGUUACGUCGGCGAAAAACUUUUCUCUGAGGGAACGAAAAUUGCUUAUGCAGUGUACGAUUGCAACUGGUACGAUCUAUCACCAAAGGAAGCUAAAUGUCUUAUAAUAAUAAUGUGUCGAGCACAAUUAUCAUCGCGUAUUACUGCAGGAAAAUUUUGUUCCUUCAAUCAUGAGCUAUUCGGUAAGAUUUUAAAAACAUCGAUGGGUUACUUGUCCGUCCUAUAUGCGAUGAAAACCAAAGAUACAACAGCAUUUUGGUUCAACGGGAGAUCCAUGAAAAUACUUCUAUGGCACAUGGAAAACGAUCGAAGAGAAGCAACAACCGAGGAAAACAUUAGGAAGAUGAUGAGAAUCGCUGAUAUCAGUAGGAAGAUAACAGCUGGAAGUAUCAUAAUGUGUAAUUGUAUUGUUUUUACUCAUGUGAUAAUAAGAACCCUAUUGCUACCAAUUACCGGACGGAUUGGACAAAUUACAGCCGCACUUUACGCAGCCAACAGUUAUACAGCUGUUGAUACUUUCAUGACAAUGUUGGUGUUACAUGUGUGCGGACAAUUUUCGUGUCUCAGAAAAAACUUGACCCAAUUGUGUUCGGAAAGUAACAAAAAUUUUCGAAUUGAUCUCGCAAGAAUUGUGGAAAAAUAUGAUAUGCUUAAUAGAUAUGCUGAAACAAUCGAUGACAGAUUCAACGGCAUGUUACUUGUACAAAUGCUUGGCUGUACAAUGCAACUCUGUGUUCAAUUCUAUCAAGCAAUUUCGACCAUUGUGGAUGACGAUCAUAGUCUCUUGAUAAUCCGACUAUUCUUUUUUGCUAUAUACACAACAUACGUCAUGCUUCACAUUUAUCUAUAUUGUUAUAUCGAAUAUAUCAAUUUAAUUUCGAUUAAACCCACUAAUAUUUUGUUGAUCGGUCAACGUUCUAAAGUUUCGUACGUGGAUUACAUUUGUGGCUGGAAUCGUUACACUAUGAAGAUAUUGGGGAUAUGGCCGAAGAAAAGAAAAAUCAAUGAAACAUCGAAUUACUUGGUCCUUCUACCACUUAGCAUGAUGUUACUGUUCAUUGGAAUACCACAAACGAUUAAUCUCUACUUCAUAUGGGGUGAUAUCGACUUGAUCAUCGAAAACUUGUCUGUAGGAAAUUUAACUAUCUUAAUUGCGGUAUUGAAGACAACUAUCUUUUGGUUCAAUGGAGAAUCCAUUAGUGUUCUACUAUCUCGUAUGGAAGAGGAUCGAAAAGAGACUAAUACCGAGGAAGAAGCAAGAAGAAUGAUGAGGAUCGCGAAAAUUUGCAGGAGGAUAUCCAUUGGAUGUAAUUUAACGUAUUACAUAAUAAUUAUUCUUUUUAUCAUUCUGCAUAUUCUAUUAGUUCGUUAUAUCGGUCAUAUUCUCAUAAUACGCUCUUAUUUCCCAUACAACAUCCAAUCCACACCAAAUUACGAGCUAACAGUUCUUGGUCAAACAUUGGCUGCAUACUGCGCAGCCGGAGUUUACACAUCGGUUGAUACUUUCGUCGCUACUUUGGUGUUCCAUGUAUGUGGACAACUUAAAAAUUUGAAACAACGUUUGCGCGAUUUGUGUUGCGAAAAAGACAAUGAAGACUUUUUCAUUAAAAUUGGCCAGAUCGUUAAGAAGCACGAUUCAUUGAGCAGAUUCGUCAAUACGAUCGAAAAUAAUUUCAAUGACAUGUUUCUAUUGCAAAUGAUCGGCUGUACGGUUCAACUUUGCGUUAUGUGUUUUCUGGUCCUUUUGACUCUUGGAGGAAAGGAUGGUAUAAUCUUAAUUCAAAUAGUAUUCCUCGUGUUAUGCAUAACAUACGUUUUGCUUCAAAUUUAUUUGUAUUGUUACAUUGGUGAGGAACUUAUUUCAGAGAGCAUAGGAAUUAUGGACGCUGUCUACGAAUGUAAGUGGUAUGAUUUAUCAUGUAAUAAAGCUAGAUCACUUAUUAUGAUCAUGAUCCGAGCAAAAGUACCAUUUUUCAUAACUGCAGGAAAAUUUUGUUCUUUCAGUCAUAAACUUUUUUGCAACAUUUUGAGAACGUCGAUGAGUUACUUGUCGGUACUUCAUGCUAUGAACAUCGUAAAUACAGAAUGAAACGCACAAAUGCAUCUCCAAAUGUAUUAUCUGUUGUUGAACUGUAUCCAUCUAUAGUUGAAAUAUAUCGCAAAUAAUUUUAUUACCUAAUAUUUAUUCCAAUUAUUUUAUUCUUCUAACAAGAUACAAAAUUAUGUGCU
Vespa velutina is the source of this 3186-nucleotide messenger RNA. RefSeq lists its product as uncharacterized. The transcript has 17 exons. Gene Ontology annotation, biological process: detection of chemical stimulus involved in sensory perception of smell; sensory perception of smell. Gene Ontology annotation, molecular function: olfactory receptor activity; odorant binding. The record is from RefSeq and is a predicted model, not a curated record. Gene Ontology annotation, cellular component: plasma membrane. The coding region runs from base 14 to 3046 and encodes 1010 amino acids. NCBI's taxonomy places the organism in Eukaryota, Metazoa, Arthropoda, Insecta, Hymenoptera, Vespidae.